Elaeis guineensis (African oil palm) is the source of this 447-nucleotide messenger RNA. The record is from RefSeq and is a predicted model, not a curated record. NCBI's taxonomy places the organism in Eukaryota, Viridiplantae, Streptophyta, Magnoliopsida, Arecales, Arecaceae.
GCAUGGAUUGCAUCAUCUUACUCUUGCCUUCUCAUGCCUGCUUCUAUUGACUCCCUCCCUCUGGACAUUCUGGUCCAGAUCCUAUGCAAAUUGAACCACGAUGAACUCAAGCCAUCGCUCGUCGUCUCCAAAUCCUUCCACAAUGCCGCUCUCAUGGCUCAACAGUUGCACUUCGACUUCUCCACCCCAGCACCGAAGAAGGCAACAAUGGCCUUUGCCGAUAUGAAGGACAUGGAUAUGACACCAGGAGCCCCCUCGCUGAAACUGGGAUCCAGAAAGCCAAGAACAUCUAAGUUGUCUGAAGAAGAGACGAGGAAGAUUGCAGUAGUGCUCUUUCCAGUGGCAGACUGCAAGAGGGGGCUAUUUCCUAAACCCGAAUGGAGGUCCUGUGGUGCUGCGCCUCGCUACAAGCAAUCUGUUGUUCCUUUGCCCAAUGCACAUGCUUAA